Molecule: messenger RNA, 538 nt
Organism: Chrysoperla carnea
Lineage: Eukaryota; Metazoa; Arthropoda; Insecta; Neuroptera; Chrysopidae
Exons: 3
Coding region: 38-508 (156 amino acids)
Source: RefSeq, a predicted model, not a curated record
UUUUCAUUUGGACCAGCAAAAAAUAAGAUUUGUGAAAAUGGCAAAACUUAAAUGGAUGAUAUAUAUUUUGAUCGCAGUUGGUGAUUUAAUUUGUACGAACAUUUUAUGUAAUCAAUCAAAAAUCAAUAAUCAACCAAAAAAAUUAGAUCGUACUAUUUUUGGACGAAGGAUAUGUCAAUGUAAUCCUAUAAAACCAGUUAUUACACUGCCAGUACACAUUCCUAAUCAAUCAAACCAAUUAAAACCUUCUCGACCACCACUCAAUCAAAACAAACCAAUUUUACCAAAUUUAAAUACACAACGACCAAUUAAGCUCACCAAGAAACCGUCAGUUGUUAAUGUAAUCACAACAAAAUCACCAAACGCCAGCAAAUCGCCACAAAUCAAUCAAAACAAACCAAGUUUACCAAAUUCAACUCCACUGCCAUCAAUUAAUCAAACCACCAAGAAACCAUCAGUUGUUCAUUUAGAAGUAGUGUCGCCACCUGAGGAUGAUUAUGACGACUAACGAUGGUCAGUUGACACUUUUAUUCACGCA